AUGGCGGGGAACCAACCUAUGACAGCGAACCAACCUGCUAUAGUCAGCCCUUUUGGGUUCGUCAGAGCCCUUGAACGGGCUGCAGCGGAAAGGAGGCCCCAGAUGGCGACAUACUGGGAGAUCAUUCUCCACAUCCAAGAGAAUUUGGCCAUGGCCAAUGGAGCCGUGAGUCCUCUGGAAGCAUUGAAGAAUUGGGGCAAUGACUUCGACACGUUCGCGCGUAAAGCCUACAGUUGGCUUCUUCUCCAUUACGAAAGUAACUCGUCAGAGGCCGCCAUUGCCGGGAUCAGCCAUACAAGGCCACAGCUUAGGCAACGGAUUGCAGAAAGCUUGGCCUCCCAUGAAAGGGUAAAUCGGACAACCAGAAAGAAGGGUGCUGUUGACCAAACAUACCCGAACACAAUCAAAUCCGAGGUGGACUUUUGGUCUCAGGAGGCUAUAACCAAGGGCAUCAACAACACAAGACCAGUGGCCUCGGCAAUCGCGGAUAUCCCACGUACGAGACAACAGCAAGCCAUGUACAUCCAAGAGAUGUUCGAUGCUCUGAAGAGCACCCAGGGCAUCAUUGAGGAAGCGAGCAACGUCAAGGUCGGCAUCGUCAAGUCAACUAGUGGAAGAGUGUUCCAAGAUAUUGCAUGGGUUCUAUACAGAGAGGCCAGGAAAUUCCAACAAGGCAAGCCAGAUGUAAACCCUUGGUGCACCUCAUUCAUGUACAAGCAGUACCCUACCUUGCGAGCUCGGUGGAACGAGAUGGUUGCUUUCUUUCGCACAUCCAAAGCCGCAGUGGCCAAUUUGAUCGUGGCCCACAGUGAGAAGCGUUUUGCCGGUGACCCGACUGAAGAGAAACGACGCAAGACUCAAAACGACAAGGGCAACAAGAAGAAAGCGACCAAGAUGAAGGACAACGAGGAGAAGGCGGCCACCCUCGAUAAAGUAGUGAAAGGUGCCAAGGGCAAAGUUGCUGCUGCGAAGAGUGCUCCAGGCAAGGCCACAACUGCUGCUGGCGCUUCUGAGGAGUCGGAAGACGAAGCCAGUGAGAAUCCGGACGAUGAAGACGAAGCGGGAGAGACAGACGGCGAAGCUGAAGAGUUUGAAGACAACGAUGACGACGAAGCAAAGCAUCCCCUGGAGAAGGCCGCACAGGAUGAGGACCGUCACGAUGACAACGAGGAUGAGCAGGACAGCGACAACUUGAACUUCCAGUCACGUCAAGCAAUGGGCGAUGCUGCUGCUCCAGCGGUUCCCUUCGCAGGAUCUUCGCAGCCGCAUGCACCGGCCUACCAACCACUACCCGGCUCGAUCGGCAGCCGGCAAGAGGUCCGAGCUAUAGCCCUCAAUGAAGGCCAUCUUUCUAGCAUCAUGCCUUCCAAUGAUGACGAGUCAUACCACCCUUUUUAUUCUGGCGAUUUGGUGGGCCCAAACAUUCACCCUCAAUACAUCGAUUAUCUCAACGGCAACGACCACAGCUCAUUACCCCUACCGGGCCAACCGAUGCAUUAUGUGGAACGGAUGCUAGACAAGUACACUGGCACGAGCCCUUCCCAGCUCCCUAGUGGGAAUGACUUCAUGGGCCAGGCGCAAGAGGGCGGAGGAAUCGAUACCGGAGUCGGUGCUUCUCACAUUCACCCUAUGCCGCUCAACACAGGCAGCAGUGCCGUCGGUGGAGGAUCACAGAACAACACUGAUCCGCAGGAUAGCACCAAUCAUUCCUGUCCUCCUGUUAGGAGGAACAGAAACAACUUCGAGGACGGUGGCGAGACUCAUACUGACGCUCCUCCCAGAAGACGUCCCCGUCUUUAG
Molecule: messenger RNA, 1800 nt
Organism: Neurospora tetraspora
Lineage: Eukaryota; Fungi; Ascomycota; Sordariomycetes; Sordariales; Sordariaceae
Exons: 5
Coding region: 1-1800 (599 amino acids)
Source: RefSeq, a predicted model, not a curated record